Molecule: messenger RNA, 3927 nt
Organism: Patiria miniata (bat star)
Lineage: Eukaryota; Metazoa; Echinodermata; Asteroidea; Valvatida; Asterinidae
Exons: 1
Coding region: 1-3927 (1308 amino acids)
Biological process (GO): DNA integration
Molecular function (GO): nucleic acid binding
Source: RefSeq, a predicted model, not a curated record
AUGGCUACUUUCAGCAAUAUUGGAGAGUUUUGUGAAAAGAAAGAGACAUGGGAAAUGUACACUGAUCGUCUCGGCGAAUAUUUCGCGGCGAACAAUAUCUCCGACGCAGCACGCAAAAGGGCCAUACUCAACUCUGUCGUUGGUUCACAAACAUAUAAGCUGAUUAGCGAUCUUCUUGCCCCUAAGAAACCAAACGAAGCUACAUAUCAAGAACUAGUGGACAGACUUGAGAAGCAUUUCAAACCCACAAAGUCUAGCAUCAUUGCUCGCUUUCAAUUCAACAGCCGCUGUCGGCGAUCUGGUGAAUCAAUCGCCGAAUAUUUAGCAGCACUACGUGCACUGGCCAGUGACUGCAAGUUUGGCCAAAACCUUGAUGAAAUGCUGAGAGACAGACUUGUGUGUGGCGUGCAGAAUGAACGCAUCCAGAAAUCCCUGCUUGCCCAACCAGAGGACAAACUUGACCUCAAGCGCACAGUGGAACUUGCACAAUCAAUGCAGCUCGCAGGUGAUCAGGCAAAGAUGUUGUCAGCCUCUACCAGCACAAUGGAUGGAUCAAAUACCACUGUCAACGCUUUCAAAAAGAAACAAGCUCAACGCCCAAACAGACCAACAUGGUCAAAUCAACGGCAGACAUCUGCACGCAGUAGUUCUACACAGCAGCAAAAGCCCAGAAAACCUUGUGGAAAUUGUGGAACUUUUCACAAGAGGCGCGAAUGCCCAGCCUACGGCAAGACUUGCCACAAAUGUAACAAAAAGAAUCACUAUGCUGAUUACUGCAGAAGCAGCCGCCACGUCUACACAGUAAACCCCGAUUCAUACUCGGAGGAAGACGAACCUGCCGUGGAUGAGCAAGAAUUAUUUUACGUUCGAGCCGUGGACAACACCAACUUGAACUUGAAACAUGACAUCCACGCUACGCUUGUGGUGAAUAACACACACGUUCCUGUCCAACUUGACACUGGUGCACGUUGUAACGUCCUGCCCAUGCAUGUUUACAACGUCAUCGCACCACCUAAGUCCAUUGAUAAUUCAAAGUCAACCAAGCUCAUCGCUUAUGGAGGAACCGAGCUCCACACAGUUGGACUAGCUACACUGCCAUGUCGCAUUGACUCAUCGCUGACUGACCACAAUAUUGACUUUCACAUUGUUGACACACAAGUGAAAGCUAUCCUCGGCUUAACCGAUUGCCUCCGUCUAGGCCUGCUGUCUGUCAACAACUUGGUUUACCAUGUCUCCAAUGACACCACAUCGCCUCAAGUCUUCAAAGACUACGAAGACCUGUUUGACAGCUCGCUCGGGUCACUACCAGUCAUCUACACCAUGACCAUAGACCCCAAUGCUACGCCGGUUGUCCGACCCCCACGUCGCAUCCCUGCUGCAAUGCAAGACAAGGUCAAGUCCGAACUGCAGCGGAUGACUACCCUAGGCGUGAUCACUCCAGUCUCCGAACCGACAGACUGGGUUUCCUCCAUGGUCGCGACUCAUAAGAAAAACAGCGAAGAAAUCCGCUUAUGCAUCGACCCUCGCGACCUUAACGAAGCACUGAAACGCCCACACCACCCUACCCGAACAGUAGAGGAAGUCGCUGCCAAGAUGGAUGGUGCGACAGUUUUCUCAGUGCUUGAUGCUAAAUGCUCGUUCUGGCAGAUCCCCUUGGAUUACGAAUCAUCACUGCUGACUACAUUCAGCACGCCAUAUGGCAGAUACCGCUAUCUUCGCAUGCCCUACGGCCUCUGUUCUGCCUCCGAUGUGUACCAGAGAACCAUGGAGCAGAUAUUCGCCGAUCUGCCAUGCUCCAUCAUCGUAGAUGACAUACUAGUUGGUGGACGCACUAAAGAGGAACAUGAUCGAAACCUCAAAACUGUCCUUGAUCGGAUACGCAAAAUCAACAUGCGCCUUAACCCCACAAAGUGCCGCUUCGGUCUUGAACAAGUCUCAUAUGUCGGUCACGUCUUCACCGCCAGUGGUCUUAAGCCUGACCCAGCCAAAGUCAGUGCUAUCACCGACAUGCCUCCACCCAACGACGUUACUGCCCUACAACGCUUUCUUGGCAUGGUGACAUACCUGGCCAAGUUUGUACCCAACUUGAGCGACUUAACAGCCCCACUACGCGAGCUCACACAUAGUGACAUCCAUUGGUGCUGGCUAGAGCAACACAAUGCCGCAUUUCUAGCAAUCAAGGACAAGAUUGCUAAUGCGCCGACACUCACGUACUUUGAUGUCCGCAAGCCAGUCACGUUGACCUGCGAUGCCUCCAAGUUUGGCCUUGGCGCAGCCUGCCUACAAGAGGGUGCCCCUGUCGCGUAUGCUUCACGUACCAUGAGUGACACUGAACAACGCUACGCACAGAUUGAAAAAGAACUGCUUGCAGUUGUGUUUGCCUGCACCAAGUUCCACGACUACAUAUACGGUAAAGACAUCGUAGUCGAAACUGACCACCAACCAUUGGUCACCAUCGUCAAAAAGCCUCUGCUGAGUGCCCCUGCGCGGCUUCAACGCAUGCUUCUCCGGUUACAGAGGUAUAACAUCACCCUCGUGUACAAGAAAGGAAAAGAAUUGUUCCUUGCCGACACUUUGUCACGUGCACCCUUGACAACGACCGGUACUGAAACUGAUGACCUGCAAGUCAUGACCCUCCUGUCAAUCUCUGACAUGCGACUUGAACAGCUCAAGAAAGCAACUGCCUGUGACUCUGCCAUGCAACAGCUCACUGAUGUCAUCAGUCGCGGAUGGCCUUCGCAUAUCAACAAUGCCCCACCAAAGGCCCACCCCUACUUCGCGUUCAGAGAUGAACUGGUUCUCGACCGCGGUAUCAUCUUAAAGGGACAUAAGGCCAUCAUUCCCAAGUCACUACGCGCAGAAUACAUCCAAAUACUGCAUGAAGGUCACCCAGGCAUCGAGGCUACCAAACGCAGAGCCAGAGAUGUAGUUUACUGGCCAUCAAUGUGCCUUGAUAUCGAGCAGUCCGUCUCUGGAUGCACAGUUUGCAACGCUACCAAAGCCCAUCAACAGAAAGAACCACUGAAAAGCUACCCCCCACCCAGCCUACCAUGGGAACACAUUGGAGUUGACCUUUUCCAUUGGAACGGUAUGGAUUACCUAGCCCUUGGUGACUCAUACUCCGGCUGGUUUGACUUCGCUUCACUCGACAACACCUGUGCCUCUACAGUCAUUGAGGUACUCAAGAGACAAUUUUCCAUCCAUGGAAUCCCCCGCAUCGUUAUCAGUGACAACGCACGACAAUUUGAUUGCUUCGCCUUCAAACAAUUCGCACAGUCAUGGGGCUUCCAGCAUACAACCAGCAGUCCCCAUUUUCCCCAGUCCAAUGGCCUUGCAGAAAGCUCUGUCAAGCGCGCCAAACAACUCCUCGAGAAGACAAAACGCGACGGUUCAGACCUCUACCGAAACCUGCUGAACAUUCGCAAUGUCCCAACCAACCCCCAGCUUGGCUCACCUUCCCAACGUCUCAUGUCACGGCGUCUUCGCACAACCAUCCCUACCCCGACGCCACUCCUUAAACCCGCCAUUUACACACGCGUCACAGCACAGUUACGCAAGAGGCAACAGCAACAGAAGUCUUCAUACGACAAAUCUGCCAAGCCCCUCCGACCACUGACACCAGGGCAAGUUGUCCGUCUACAAUCACCCAAAGGGCACGAUCAGCUUGGAAUUGUCCAAAAGCAUUCCAGAAACCCCAGAUCGUACAUCGUCAAUGCCCAAGGCACACUCUACCGCCGCAAUCGGAGACACUUAUUGCCAGUCCCUGAACCACCUCCACAGCAACAACACUCACCUGACUUCUACUUACCGCCACAGGAUCCACUGCCUCAGCCUGCCAUCCCCCACGCACCUCCACCACAGCCAGUUCUCACUCGCUCCGGGCAAUCUCGAAGCCAAAUCCUAAAUACACUUAACAGUUUUGUGUGA